AUGGCUGUUGAAAACAUCAAUUGUAGUGAUAGUAAUAACAACAAUACCGUCCUGUCACUGUCAGCUGAUGAGAUUGAAGAAUUUUCCAGCUUGGAGAGUACUAAGCUUUGUGUGCCACAAGACCCCUUGGAGGAUUUAGACUGGCUCCCUGAUUUUACUGAUGAAAUCAUCUCUCUCGAUGGCUUUUGCCUAACUCCGGAACAUGAAAUUAACUUCUCUUACGUUUCACCAAACUCCUACGAGGUGCCGGAACAGAAGACGACUGAAGAUAUAGACGAUGAUUACAGUGCUUGGGAAAGCAAAAGGCCAAGAUCAGUAUUUGAACAAAGUAUUACUUUCACCAAGAAGAAGCGGAGGAAGCGUGGGGGCAAGCGUGUGUGGGAGACGAGGGACUUUGCAUUAGUAGCUGAUGAUAAAGAAGCGAUUGUUGUUGGUGAAGAGUGGAAUUGUAGAAAUGUGAGGCGAACGUGCAGUCAUUGUCUGAGCGAGAACACUCCACAAUGGAGGAUGGGGCCAUCGGGGCCUAAGACGCUGUGCAACGCUUGUGGGGUGCGAUAUAAAUCGGGGAGGUUAAUGCCUGAGUAUCGACCUGCUGCAAGUCCAACUUUUGAUAUCACGAAACAUUCCAACUUUCAUAAGAAAAUAUUAAAGAGGAAAGGAUUUGAAUAG
Molecule: messenger RNA, 669 nt
Organism: Theobroma cacao (cacao)
Lineage: Eukaryota; Viridiplantae; Streptophyta; Magnoliopsida; Malvales; Malvaceae
Product: GATA transcription factor 9-like
Biological process (GO): cell differentiation; regulation of DNA-templated transcription
Cellular component (GO): nucleus
Molecular function (GO): zinc ion binding; sequence-specific DNA binding
Source: RefSeq, a predicted model, not a curated record